GUUACUUUAGUUAAAGUGGUUUGAGAGGCGAGGCCGCGACAUCGCGAUACGUACUAUACUAACUGUAGUAGACUGUACUAUGCGAUAUCCAGCUUCUUGUUUGGGCUUACUCAUUCCUCUAUCGUCCUACUGUCCCUGGUAGUAUAUAUCUCCCAACCUCACCCUCUUCGUCUCUUUCAUUCCUCCAUUCCAUCUAGUCUCUGAUCAUAAUUACACCUUUAAGACACAGAACAGAACAUAUCUACACUUCAAACACUACCGUCUCAUCAAUCAUCAUGCCUGGAUAUAUCGUUACCCUCAAGUCCGACUCCACCGACGAGCAAGUCGCUGCCGCAAAGCAGGACGCCGUCAAGCAGGGUGGAAAGAUCGGACACGAGUACAACUCGGUGUUCAAGGGCUUCUCGGUCACAUUCGACGAGGGCACCGUACACACUCUGGAUGCCAAUGAGCAUGUCGAGGCCGUCGAGGCGGACGGAGAGGUGAAGACCCAGUAGAGGAAUAAUGGUAUACGCGCAUAGCAUACGGGUUAUGGUUGAGCGUCAAUGAUUCGGCGUGGGGGAUAAGGGAUAAACCAUGAAUUACUUCUCUUGCUUCACAACUGAUGCCGUGAAUGUGUAUAUGAGACAUGAACUGGCAUAACUGUAACUGUGAGACGUGGUGGUAUUGCCUAAUCGAGACGCCGUUUGCUUCAUCACAGCACAGCACAGCACGCACGGCUCAUCACAUGCAAGACAUACGACACGAUAAUGCACCGUGCUG
Messenger RNA from Pseudogymnoascus verrucosus, 759 nucleotides. RefSeq lists its product as uncharacterized. The transcript is spliced from 4 exons. Gene Ontology annotation, molecular function: endopeptidase inhibitor activity. NCBI's taxonomy places the organism in Eukaryota, Fungi, Ascomycota, Leotiomycetes, Thelebolales, Thelebolaceae. The record is from RefSeq and is a predicted model, not a curated record. Bases 276 to 494 code for a protein of 72 amino acids. Gene Ontology annotation, biological process: vacuole fusion, non-autophagic.